AUUAAAUAAAUAAAAUCCCUGUAUAAUAGAAGAGAUAUUAAGAUAUAAUUGUCUAUUCGAGGGUUUAGGAAUAUGUUGUACAAUAUGUAAUUCAUAUGCCAGAUUUAAUACACUCCGAGUACAAAUUCACGCCGGAUUCUCACCCCUUCAAUCGGAAAAUUUUACAAAUAUUUAAAUCGUCAGAAACUUCUAAAUCUAUGGAAUCGACAAAAUCUAUAGAAAAGUAUAAAUCUUUGGAAAUUCCUAAAAUUGUGGAAACUUCUAAAAUUGUGGAAACUUCUAAAAUUGUGGAAACUCCUAAAAUUGUGAAAAAGUAUAAAAAUAUGAAAGGUUCUGAAACUGCGGGAAUCUCGAAAAUAAACAACCCUGAAAAUGAAAUAAACAAUAUAAACAAAAAUAAUAAAAUUAAUAAAUUGGAUAAAAUGGAUAAAACAUUUAAAAGAAAGAGAAGAUUGACAAAUUUGUUAAUUUUUAUUUUUAUUCUUUUAUCAUAUCCUCCCUCUCCCUCUCUUUCUAUCUCAACAUUGUUAAAUCCUCUCUCAAAGUUGUUGCCUAAAUUAUUCUGUGAGUGUACGGAUCUGAGGAAGGACGUGGGCUCCGAUUUUGAGCCGUUUCUGGAGACUCCGCCGAAGAUAAUUGACGACUCGGUGAUGGAGGAGCUCGACGGACUCGACGACUACGCACAAAACGAAAAUGAAAUGACACACGCCUUCACCAAAUUCUUCAAUCCCCCCAAUCUUAACCUCGAUAUCCCCCUCAAACCCUUUAAUACCAUAGAUACUCUUAGUACUGAGGAUACUCUUAGUACUACAGAUAUUGUGGAUAGUAUAGAUACUGUGGAUACUACGGGUACUAUGAGUAAAGAGGGAAAAAUACGUGCAGUUAGUGACACUUUGGGUCAAGUGGAUCCGUUUGAGAAUGAAUCAGAUUUACACUUUAGAAAUCCCACGGACGACUUAGUUGACUCUGAAGCUCCCAGGGUAUCGCCAUUCAGAUUCACCCAUCAUAAACCCCUCAAUCAUUCGGACACUAUAGAUUCUAUAGAUACUACAGAUACUAUGGAUAGUGUGGAUAAUAACUUGGGUGAUGCUGUGGAUGGAGAACCCAGGGUGUGUCCGUUUGGGUUCACCGAUGGUAAACCUAAACUACACUCCAUUGACGAUCUUCAUCUCGUAGAUCCUAAUGACUCUAUGGACUCUGUAGAUCCUGAGGAUACUGAGGAAGUAGAGGAACUGGAGGAAGUAGAAGAAGUAGUGGACAGACUGGAUGAAAAGCAGUUUGAGGAAAAGAUCUUGUAUGUGAUCACCUCGAUGAAGCGUUUAAAGAGGGAAAUAUUAGAGAAGAACAUGGAGUUGGAUACGCUUUUCAUGCAAGUUGAACAUCUCCGUGUGGCACUGUCACAGCUUGACAAUGUGUUUUACAAGAGUUUAUUUAGUGAUUUGGAGACUCUGACGAGGGAUUUGAACUUGCUCAGGAAAGGGAACAUUUACUACACUGGAGAUACUUAUAAUAUCCUCAAUAACAUCACCGUCAUGGACGCCAUAAGAGCUUUGUUUGUCAUUUACCGAACCCCGUUCAUUGUCCUACGGCAUAACUUUCCCAUCUACCAGAGGGUAGAACUGUUUAUCUACAAUUUCCUAAGGUAUAAACUGCCCAAAUUUGUGUAUACAAUUUAUACAACGGUGUACAGAGUGUUGAGGAGGGGGUUCCGGUACCUCUACAACAACGCUAUAAAAUUCAUGAGAAACACAUACAUUUACCACAGUGUUAACAGGAAAACCAUUAGCAUUUAUGAUCUUUUGCUCACAGACUACCUCAGGGAUAAAAUGAACACACACGUGGACCAAGUUGACUAUUCAGGGACUAAUCCCAUUGUCAUCAGGUUGAUAAAGAUAUUAAUUAGGUUAAAAAUGGUGAAGCAUUAUAAGUAUGUGAGGUACGGUGUGUUUAGGAAUUCGGUGAUUGCAAUGUCGUUUUUGAACAGGAAUUACCUGUCGAUAAUGGACAGUAAUCCUGACUUUUUCUACAUUAAGCACAAGGACCACAUGACUGCCGAGGUGCUCUACUACAUUUAUAAACUUAAGUUCCUCAGCUUUAUGGAACUGUUCGCGUUGUUUUUCCUGAGAUAUUUCUCCAUAGUUUGUAAUUUAUUCCUACAAGACCAGGAUAAACUUUAUAAUAAAUACUCUAAGCCGCUGUUGGACGGCAUGUUCAAAUUUAAGAACUUGUACUUUUUUUUACGAGGGAUUUCCAUUAUUGUAUUGCAGAGAGUGGACGUGUUUAUGGAUUACUGCUUCACGUACGCUAACAAAGUUAACCCGGAACUCUCCAUCCUAGUGCCCAAAGACUUGCUAAAUCGGAUCUUCUUCAUUUCUGUGAUUAUUUUACUCACGGUGCUGUUUGUGUUUUUGAUACAGCUGGUGUUUCACAUUUUAACAUCCGUAGUCUCCACGGUGACUGGGAACACCAGUAGUAAGAACACACUGAGCUCGCGUCUGAGGCACUGGUACCACAGAUCAUUCCUGAGACACUUCUUCCAGUUAAUGAAAAAGACACUCUCAGGACACGGGAAGUCACAUAAAAGGAAGCACAGGUAUCAUCGGAACUUUGAAAGCUUUCACAGGAUCAUCGAUGAUGGCAAUGUUACCAAUUCUGACAACUAUAAGCCCUUCAAAAAUAAAGUCAAUUGAUCACAUUUCAAUCUAUUACACAUUUU
Molecule: messenger RNA, 2716 nt
Organism: Theileria parva strain Muguga
Lineage: Eukaryota; Apicomplexa; Aconoidasida; Piroplasmida; Theileriidae
Product: putative integral membrane protein
Exons: 1
Coding region: 96-2690 (864 amino acids)
Source: RefSeq, a predicted model, not a curated record